Rubroshorea leprosula is the source of this 1956-nucleotide messenger RNA. NCBI's taxonomy places the organism in Eukaryota, Viridiplantae, Streptophyta, Magnoliopsida, Malvales, Dipterocarpaceae. The record is from the annotation of a GenBank genome assembly.
AAUAAAAGCCCAAUAAUCUGUGUCUCUUGCUGAACGCACCUCGCCGUAGCCAUGGUGCUAGCAAUCUCGCCGAGCCUACCUCCCUGUAACAUCGACGCUGGUCUCCAAAAGAUCCAUAGCUUUCUCCUCAUCCACCUGAAAGAAUGUACGGGCAUGACCCAGCUCAAGCAGAUACACGCUCAAGCACUCCGCUCCACGUCUCCUCACCAUCCAAGCACCCUCCUUGUAUUCAGUCGGAUUCUCCAAUUCUCUUCUUUAACUGACUUAGAUUACGCGUAUCGGGUUUUCGAUCAAAUUGAGAACCCCAAUUCCUUCAUAUGGAAUACCUUAAUCCGAGCUUGUGCGACUAAGGUCGUUACAAAGGACCAGGCGAUUAUACUUUACCGGAAAAUGCUGGAGCAAGGACUUGUUGCCCCAGACAAGCAUACCUUUCCGUUUGUUCUGAAGGGUUGUGCUUACUUGUUUGCUUUGGCUGAAGGGAAACAAGUGCACGCCCAUGCUUUGAAACUUGGGUUUGGUUCGGAUGUUUAUGUAAAUAAUAGUUUGAUUCAUUUGUAUGGUAGUUGUGGGUGCCUGGACUUAGCUGAGCAGGUGUUUGAUAAAAUGCCUGAGAGAAGCUUGGUUUCGUGGAAUGUUCUGGUGGAGGCUUUUGUUCAGUUUGGUGAGUUUAAUAGGGCGUUGAAAUUGUUCAACGAGAUGCAGGAUUCGUUUGAUCCUGAUGGGUAUACUUUGCAAAGUAUUAUAAGUGCUUGUGCUGGUCUUGGUGCUUUGUCUUUGGGCAUGUGGGCUCACGCUUAUCUGUUGAGAAAGGGUGAUGUCGAUGCAUCCACUGAUGUUUUGGUGAAGAAUUCGUUAGUGGAUAUGUAUUGCAAAUGUGGUUCUUUGGAGUUAGCUCAGCAGGUCUUUGAGAGGAUGACAGAACGUGAUGUAACUUCAUGGAAUUAUAUGAUUCUAGGAUUUGCAAUGCAUGGGAAGGCUGAGGAAGCGUUAGAAUAUUUUGCUCAAUUGGUCAGGACAGAGAGUUUCAAGCCCAAUUCGAUCACAUUUGUUGGUGUUUUGAGUGCAUGCAAGCACAGAGGCAUGGUUACUGAAGGACGCAAGUAUUUUGAGAUGAUGAUUAAUGAGUACAAGAUUAAACCUGUAGUAGAACACUAUGGAUGCAUGGUUGAUCUCCUUGCUCGUGCUGGGUUUAUAGAAGAAGCUCUUGAUCUUAUAUCAAAGAUGCCCAUGAGACCUGAUGCCGUUAUCUGGAGGAGUCUUCUUGAUGCUUGCAGCAAGACAAAAGCAAGCAUACAGCUGAGUGAAGAGGUAGCCAGGCAGAUCUUUGAAUCAGAAUUCAACAUUGGCAGUGGUGUCUAUGUGCUUUUAUCAAGAAUCUACGCCGCAGCUAAUAGGUGGGAUGACGUUGGAUUGGUAAGGAAAUUGAUGUCCGAUAAAGGCAUAGCAAAAGAGCCUGGCUGUAGCUCAAUAGAGAUAGAUGGCAUUGCUCAUGAGCUUUUUGCAGGAGACACAUCUCAUCCUCAAACUCAACAAAUAUAUAAGAUGUUAGAUGUAAUUGAUGAAAAAUUGGGUUCCUUUGGGUAUUCACCUGAUCAUUCUCAAGCUCACAUGGUUGAUGAGCACGAUGACAAGAGCAGAGAACAUUGUUUGAGGCUGCAUAGCGAGCGACUUGCUAUUGCUCUGGGGCUCUUGAGGUUGCAACCAAGCAUGCCAAUUCGAGUUUUCAAGAAUCUUCGGGUAUGUAACGACUGCCAUGAGGUAACUAAACUAAUCUCAAAAAUUUUUUGUGUUGAGAUUAUUGUAAGAGAUCGUACUAGAUUCCACCACUUUAAGGAUGGUUCUUGCUCAUGCAUGGAUUACUGGUGAUUACUGUUCUAAGUUGUAUAUGAAAUGAUAUAGGAUUGAUGCAUAUUAUGUAUGUCUUUUUCCACUUUGAAAUAAUUAGUUACACUUGUA